GUGAUUCAUCAGCCGCCGCGCCGGGCCGGAGGGGGGCGAGCGCAGCGGCCGCCUAGGCGCCCGGGGCCGGGCAGUGGCGGCGGCGGCGUUCCUGGCCGGGCCUCGCGCGCGCUCCUCUCGCUGUCGGUGGCCGGGCCCCUACGAAGGUCAAGAUGGAAGAGAUCCUGAGGAAGCUGCAGAAGGAGGCGUCCGGGAGCAAGUACAAAGCCAUCAAAGAGAGCUGCACCUGGGCCCUGGAAACCCUGGGUGGUGUGGAUACCAUUGUCAAGAUCCCCCCACACUUGCUGAGGGAGAAAUGCUUGCUACCUCUCCAGUUGGCUUUGGAAUCCAAGAAUGUGAAACUGGCCCAACAUGCCUUGGCAGGAAUACAGAAGCUUCUGUCAGAAGAGAGGUUUGUAUCCAUGGAAACAGAUUCUGAUGAGAAGCAGCUGCUCAAUCAGAUCCUGAAUGCCGUGAAAGUGACGCCUUCCCUCCAUGAAGACCUGCAGGUGGAAGUGAUGAAGGUUUUACUCUGCAUAACCUACACCCCGACCUUUGACCUGAAUGGGAGCGCAGUGCUGAAGAUCGCAGAGUUGUGUUUAGCAUGCCGUAAAGCUGGAUGUCCACCAAUGCAUGAAAUGGUCAAAAUGUGCAUUACGAAACUCCUCACUGCCCUGUGUCUUCGUGCGUUCCCUGGCGAGCAGGGGCCUGUGGCUUUUCACAAGAUUAUUGAAAACCCGGACGUCCCACAGGAAUUCAGGAAUCAAGGGUCAACAGUUGAGUCCCUUUGUGAUGACCUUGUCUCUGUGCUCACCGUUCUGUGUGAGAAGCUACAAGCCGCCAUCAAUGACCAGCAGCAGCUACAGCUCCUGUACUCCGAGUGCAUCCUGUCCGUGCUCAGCAGCUCCUCCCCCUCCAUGCACCUGCACAGAGGUUUCACAGACCUGAUCUGGAAGAACCUUUGCCCUGCUCUCAUCGUGAUCCUGGGGAAUCCAAUUCAUGACAAAACCAUCACCUCCGCUCACAGCAGCAGCGCCGGUGCGGGCGUCGAGUCGGACUCUGCAUCUCCGGGGGUUUCCGACCACGGCCGGGGGUCGGGCUGCUCCUCCACGGCGCCAGCCCUGAGCGGGCCGGUGGCUCGGACCAUUUACUACAUCGCGGCCGAGCUGGUCCGGCUGGUGGGGUCGGUGGACUCCAUGAAGCCCGUGCUCCAGUCCCUGUAUCACCGGGUGCUGCUCUACCCGCCACCCCAGCACCGGGUGGAAGCCAUCAAAAUCAUGAAAGAGCUACUUGGGAGCCCACAGCGCCUCUGUGAUUUGGCAGGACCCGGCUCCACUGAACCAGAAUCCAGAAAAAGAUCAAUUUCAAAACGAAAGUCUCAUCUGGAUCUUCUCAAACUCAUCAUGGAUGGCAUGACCGAAGCGUGCAUCAAGGGCGGCAUCGAGGCGUGCUAUGCGGCCGUGUCCUGCGUCUGCACCUUGCUGGGGGCCUUGGACGAGCUGAGCCAGGGCAAGGGCUUGAGCGAAGGCCAGGUGCAGCUGCUGCUGCUGCGCCUGGAGGAGCUCAAGGAUGGGGCCGAGUGGAGCCGGGACUCCAUGGAGAUCAACGAGGCCGACUUCCGCUGGCAGCGGCGCGUCCUGUCCUCCGAGCACACGCCGUGGGAGGCGGGGAACGAGAGGAGCCCGGACAUCAGCAUCAGUGUGACCACGGACACGGGCCAGACCACCCUGGAGGGCGAGCUGGGCCAGACCACGCCCGAGGACCGCUCCGACAACCACAAGCACAGCCUCAGGUCGCCGGCGCAGCCGGAGAGCAGGGAGACGCUGAGCAAGGUGCCGGAGCCCGAGGCGGUCGACCAACCAGACGUCGUCCAGAGGAGCCACACGGUGGCUUACCCCGACAUAACGAACUUCCUGUCGGUAGACUGCAGGAUGAGGUCCUACGGCUCCCGGUACAGCGAGAGCAAUUUCAGCGUAGAUGACCAAGACCUCUCGCGGACCGAGUUCGACUCCUGUGACCAGUACUCGAUGGCGGCAGAGAAGGACUCGGGCAGGUCCGACGUGUCGGACAUCGGGUCGGACAACGGCUCCCUGGCCGAUGAAGAGCAGACCCCUCGGGACUGCCUGGGCCACAGGUCCCUGCGGACUGCCGCUCUGUCCCUGAAACUGUUGAAGAACCAGGAGGCGGACCAGCACAGCGCCAGGCUGUUCCUGCAGGCCCUGGAGAGCCUCCUGCCCCGCCUGCUGGCUCUGCCCAGCGUGGAGGAGGUGGACUCGGCCCUCCAGAACUUCGCCUCCACCUUCUGCUCAGGCAUGAUGCACUCUCCCGGAUUCGAUGGGAGCGGCAGCCUCAGCUUGCAGAUGCUGAUGAACGCCGACAGCCUGUACACGGCCGCGCACUGCGCCCUGCUGCUCAACCUGAAGCUCUCCCACGGCGACUACUACCGGAAGCGGCCCACCCUGGCACCGGGCAUGAUAAAGGAGUUCAUGAAGCAGGUGCAGACCAGCGGGGUGCUGAUGGUUUUCUCCCAGGCCUGGAUCGAGGAACUCUACCAUCAGGUGCUCGACAGGAACAUGCUCGGAGAAGCUGGCUACUGGGGCAGCCCAGAGGAUAACAGCCUUCCCCUCAUCACCAUGCUGACCGACAUUGAUGGCUUAGAGAGCAGUGCGAUUGGGGGCCAGCUGAUGGCUUCAGCUUCUACGGAGUCUCCUUUCACCCAGGGCAGGAGAAUUGAUGACUCCACAGUGGCAGGUGUGGCGUUUGCUCGCUAUAUUCUGGUGGGCUGCUGGAAGAACUUGAUCGAUACUUUAUCAACCCCCCUGACUGGCCGCAUGGCAGGAAGCUCCAAAGGGUUGGCCUUCAUUCUGGGAGCUGAAGGCGUCAAAGAGCAGAACCAAAAGGAACGUGAUGCCAUCUGCAUGAGCCUCGAUGGGCUGCGGAAAGCAGCGCGGCUGAGCUGUGCUCUAGGAGUUGCAGCUAACUGCGCCUCGGCCCUUGCCCAGAUGGCAGCUGCCUCCUGUGUCCAGGAAGAAAAAGAGGAAAAGGAAGUCCAAGAGCCCAGUGAUGCCAUAGCACAAGUGAAACUCAAAGUGGAGCAGAAACUGGAACAGAUCGGGAAGCUGCAGGGGGUCUGGCUGCACACAGCCCACGUCUUGUGCAUGGAUGCCAUCCUCAGCGUAGGCCUGGAGAUGGGGAGCCACAACCCGGACUGCUGGCCACACGUGUUCAGGGUCUGCGAGUACGUGGGCACGUUAGAACACACCCAUUUCAGCGCCGGCACCCCUCAGCCCCCUCUGACCAUCAGCCAACCCCAGAGGGCACCGGGGGACUCUGGACUCCUUGGCGACCCAGAGCGUGAGGACUCGGCUGCGGAGCAGAACCUGGAGCCAGAGAGCUCCCUGAGCGCGGCCCCUGUCAUCCAGCCCCUCUCCAUCCAAGAGCUGGUCAGGGAAGGCAGCCGAGGCCGGGCCUCCGACUUCCGCGGGGGCGGCCUCAUGACAGGGAGCAGUGCGGCCAAGGCCGUGCUCACACUGUCCACCCAGGCCGACAGGCUCUUUGAAGAUGCUACGGAUAAGUUGAACCUCACAGCUUUGGGAGGGUUCCUUUAUCAGCUGAAGAAAGCAUCGCAGUCCCAGCUCUUCCAUUCUGUCACGGACACGGUCGAUUACUCUCUGGCAAUGCCAGGAGAAGUUAAAUCCACCCAAGACCGGAAAAGUGCCCUCCACCUGUUCCGCCUUGGGGAUGCCAUGCUGAGGAUCGUGCGGAGCAAAUCGCGGCCGCUGCUCCACGUGAUGCGCUGCUGGAGCCUGGUGGCCCCGCACCUGGUGGAGGCUGCCUGCCAUAAGGAAAGACACGUGUCUCAGAAGGCUGUUUCCUUCAUCCACGACAUACUGACGGAGGUCCUCACCGACUGGAACGAGCCGCCCCAUUUUCACUUCAACGAAGCCCUCUUCCGGCCUUUUGAGCGCAUCAUGCAACUGGAGUUGUGCGACGAGGACGUCCAGGACCAGGUUGUCACAUCCAUCGGCGAGCUGGUUGAAGUGUGUUCCACCCAGAUCCAGUCAGGAUGGAGGUCCUUGUUCAGUGCCCUGGAAACGGUGCACAGUGGGAACAAGUCUGAAGUGAAGGAGUAUCUGGUUGGUGAUUACUCCAUGGGAAAAGGCCAAGCUCCAGUGUUUGAUGUAUUUGAAGCUUUUCUCAAUACCGACAACAUCCAGGUCUUCGCCAAUGCAGCCACGAGUUACAUCAUGUGCCUUAUGAAGUUUGUCAAAGGACUGGGGGAAGUGGACUGUAAAGAAAUAGGAGACUGUGUCCCGGGACCGGGAGCCACGUCCCCAGACCUGUGCCUGCCUGCCCUGGAUUACCUCCGUCGCUGCUCUCAGUUACUGGCCAAAAUCUACAAAAUGCCGUUGAAGCCAAUAUUCCUUAGCGGGCGACUCGCUAGCUUGCCUCGAAGACUUCAGGAGCAGUCGGCGAGCAGUGAGGAUGGCAUUGAGUCAGUCCUGUCUGAUUUUGAUGACGACACGGGGCUGAUAGAAGUCUGGAUCAUCCUGCUGGAGCAGCUAACAGCAGCUGUGUCCAACUGUCCACGUCAGCAUCAGCCACCAACCCUGGAUUUACUCUUUGAGCUGUUGAGAGAUGUUACCAAAACACCUGGACCCGGGUUUGGGAUCUAUGCGGUGGUUCACCUUCUCCUCCCUGUGAUGUCCCUUUGGCUCUGUCGUAGCCAUAAAGACCAUUCGUACUGGGAUGUGGCUUCUGCUAAUUUCAAGCAUGCCAUUGGCCUGUCCUGUGAGCUGGUGGUGGAACACAUUCAAAGCUUUAUACACUCAGAUAUCAGGUAUGAGAGCAUGAUCAACACGAUGCUGAAGGACCUGUUUGAGUUACUGGUGGCGUGCGUGGCCAAGCCCACAGAGACCAUCUCCAGGGUGGGCUGCUCCUGUAUUAGGUACGUCCUCGUCACGGCGGGCCCCGUGUUCACCGAGGAGAUGUGGAGGCUCGCGUGCUGUGCCCUGCAGGACGCGUUCUCCGCCACGCUCAAGCCAGUGAAGGAUCUGCUGGGCUGCUUCCACAGCGGCACGGAGAGCUUCAGUGGGGAAGGCUGCCAGGUGAGGGUGGCCGCCCCCUCCUCCUCCCCCAGUGCGGAGGCCGAGUACUGGCGCAUUCGAGCUAUGGCUCAGCAGGUGUUUAUGUUGGACACCCAGUGCUCACCAAAGACUCCAAACAACUUCGACCACGCUCAGUCCUGUCAGCUCAUUAUUGAGCUGCCUCCCGAUGAGAAGCCAAAUGGACAUACCAAGAAAAGCGUUUCUUUCAGGGAAAUUGUGGUGAGCCUGCUCUCGCAUCAAGUGUUGCUCCAGAACUUGUACGACAUCUUGUUGGAAGAGUUCGUCAAGGGCCCCUCCCCCGGGGAGGAGAAGACGGUCCAGGUGCCCGAGGCCAAGCUGGCCGGCUUCCUCAGGUACAUCUCCAUGCAGAACUUGGCGGUCAUCUUCGACCUGCUGCUGGACUCGUACAGGACGGCCAGAGAGUUCGACACCAGCCCUGGGCUGAAGUGCCUGCUGAAGAAGGUGUCUGGGAUCGGAGGCGCUGCCAACCUCUACCGCCAGUCCGCGAUGAGUUUUAACAUUUACUUCCACGCGCUCGUCUGCGCGGUCCUCACCAACCAAGAAACCAUCACGGCCGAGCAAGUGAAGAAAGUCCUUUUCGAGGACGACGAGAGGAGCACGGACUCCUCCCAGCAGUGCUCUUCAGAAGACGAAGACAUUUUUGAGGAGACGGCCCAGGUGAGCCCCCCGAGAGGCAAGGAGAAGAGGCAGUGGAGGGCCCGGAUGCCGUCGCUAAGUGUCCAGCCCAUCAGCAACGCGGACUGGGUGUGGCUGGUCAAGAGGCUGCACCAGCUGUGCAUGGAGCUGUCCACCAACUACAUCCAGAUGCACCUUGACCUGGAGAACAGCGUGGAGGAGGCUCCCAUCUUCAAGAGUGACCCGUUCUUCAUCCUUCCGUCCUUCCAGUCGGAGUCCUCCACCCCAUCCACCGGGGGGUUCUCGGGGAAAGACACGCCUUCUGAGGACGACCGGAGCCAGACGCGGGAUCACGCCGGCGAGCCGGGGAGCCUGCGGGCCGGCAGCGGGGACAUGCUGCUGCCCCCCAGCCCCAAGGUGGAGAAGAAGGAUCCCAGCCGGAAGAAAGAAUGGUGGGAGAACGCGGGGAACAGAAUCUACACCAUGGCGGCCGACAAAACCAUUUCCAAGUUGAUGACUGAAUACAAAAAGAGGAAACAGCAGCAUAACCUGCCCACGUUCCCCAAAGAGGGCAAAGCGGAGAAGAAGGGCGAGCCGCUGGGUCCACGGGGCCAGGACUCCCCGCUGCUUCAGCGUCCCCAGCACUUGGUAGACCAAGGGCAGAUGCGGCAUUCCUUCAGCGCGGGCCCUGAGCUCCUGCGACAGGAGAAGAGGCCCCGCUCUGGCUCCACCGGGAGCUCCCUGAGUGUGUCCGGGAGGGACGCCGAGGCACAGAUCCAGGCAUGGACCAACAUGAUGCUAACAGUUCUCAACCAGAUUCAGAUCCUUCCAGACCAGACCUUCACGGCUCUCCAGCCUGCAGUGUUCCCGUGCAUCAGCCAGCUGACCUGUCACGUGACCGACAUCCGCGUGCGCCAGGCCGUGAGAGAAUGGCUGGGCAGAGUGGGCCGGGUCUACGACAUCAUCGUGUAGACGACUCACUUUGAGGAAGUUCAGUAGCAAGGGUUAGAGAGUGCCUGCCAGUCCGACUGAUCGCGUUAUCCCCACCACCAGCCCCACCAAAACAAGUGUCUCAGAGAACAAUCUGUUGCUCCCUAACACUGGGGCCAACCUGGACACUAACCUUGUAUCUGGAUGACACAAAUGAUACUCUGAUUUUGCACAUUAUUGCAGAAGAGUCUCCAUUCCUUGAUACGUUUCUAAAUCUCGAUGUUUAUUUCCCAGUGCUUUUGCUUGCGAUGUUAUCCCCAAAAGGAUCCCUUUCCAGGACUACCCCUUUGAAAACACUACAUUGACCUAUUUGAUUUUUUUUUUUUUUAAUGGAAAUGUUAAGGAAAUAUCUGCUGGUAAGUCAAGCUGAUGUGUAAGCACUCAGGCAUCUAGUAAAGACGUUCACUGGAGGAAGAUUUUCUAUUAUGAUUAUGGGCUUAUUAGCAGCUGGAAAAACAUUCUUGGGGGGUCAUAAUCAAGAAAGGGAUGGCUUCCUCUGUAAAAUAUCCCAGAACAUUUCAAAGUCGUCCCAAACUGUCAAGAUUUUCCAGUUGGUAUUCACCAACUUCUUCUAAGGUACGUUUGUGCCUUUAUUUCCCUAUUUCUAAAGGAAGAAAAUGCUUUCCUGGCAGGGUUUUAAGUCUACGGGCUGGCAGCCUUUGACACACAGAUUGGCUGACACAGAUGUUGCCAAGAGACAGACUGACCAGCCACCCUGGCUUCCCAUUAGUCUUUGCUUUUGCUCCCAAGGCAAAACAGGAAAGGGAAAGAAAAAAUGGUGCCUUAGUUUUUUGUUGCACAGACAUUUCUAUGCUCCACAGUUACCUGAACAUAGGGCAGAACCUUGGGUUUUUAAGGAAACAAAACGUUAAAAUGCAACUCAUUUUGUAUCCGCACCUUUGGAGGAAAGGACUCAGUUCUCCAUCCAGUGAGCAGACUUCUCAGGGAACGGGGCAGGAAGUGUGGGGUAGGGAGACAGCUGGAAGGGGUGAGAGAAGAGAUUGUGACGAAGUCAUUUUAAAUCUUAAAAUAUUAUACAAGCAUCACAUAAAAUGAGGGUGUCAGGCAUACAAGCUCUGGUCUCAGAAGAAAAUAGAACUAAAGGAGAAGGGGACACAGAAUGAAAUUUAGGAAAUGAAGUUUUUCCAUUUCAAACACUUCUCCUCUCUGGCAAGUAAAUUUACGUAUGUCUGGUGUCUUUCCAGGCUGUUAUUUUACAUGAAUAUUUCUUUUAGAUAUCACUAGGAAAUCAAUUUGGAAACUUUAUCGUAUUUACAGUACACUUAAUAGUUCUUCAGUUAUAAUGAUUGAAACUCAUCAAGCCCACUCGUGUACAUUCUAGAAAGUAGAGUUUGUUGCUAAGACACAUUAUCAUUUUCCCAGCCCCUAAAAACGUGUUCACAAUGGAAUGUCAUUGAAAAAUAAAACAUCAACUCUUCAGUACAGAAGUAAGGAUUUCAAACCAACAACUUUGCUCAGUGCUAGUAUUUGUAAACUUCAUCUUAACCUUGUAGAUAUUUACAUAUUUCUCAAGGAAGACAGAGUUCCCUGACUUAUUUAGGCAAUCUCAAAGAACCCCAUCAUUUCGUAUGCCAUCCAGAGAUCACAGCAAAAUCCAGAAGGCAUUUUUCCAGUUCCACAAAACCCUCUCUUUGCCUUCAGGUUUUACUCAUUAGACAACAAUUCAAGUGUAAACACAGAUCAACUAUUUGAUCUUAAGCAGUGAAUUGUUGGAACAGCAAUGUAUUUAAGAGUAUUCUAUACUUUUAAACUUUUUCUAUUUUGGAAUAGAAAUACUGCUUUUCUGAGGUUUACUUCCCCUUUGUGAACCCACGAGGACUACAAAAUUAACUUGGUGGGGGUGAGGGCCAUGGGGUGGAGUAGGGAGGAAGCUUCAGAGAAGCAGAGUGUCAAAUCCAUGAUUAUAACAUGUUUACAUGUAGCAACUUUUUAUAUAGCAUAAAAAUUCAAAGCCAGUCUCAAUUUAGAAUGUCACGUCCCAGAAUAUGUUAGCUGUUUGGAAAUCAGAAUUCAUUCUCCCAUAGACUCUCUCUCCUGAGAUCCAAGGCUAGUUUAUGAAAAUAAAUUUACCCCGUACUAUGUGCAAACACUGCUCUGAGACUAGGACUCAUUAUAGGUUCGAAGAGUGAAAAAGUGAGAAAACGUGCAUAGCUCUUUACCUACAAUUUUGUAAGAGGGUUUUAGCCCUUUCCCAUCAUCUAUUCUAUAGCCUACCCCGAGGCCCAUAUUGGUCUCAGCUCACCUUGAUACUUCCCAGAGGUAUUUGCUGUUGUCAAGAGGACAUCGCCGGAGACAAAUAAUCUCUAACAAAUAGGACUUCAGGUCACAAUGACGUCCGUCGACUUCAGGUCACAAUGACGUCUGUCUUCUCCAGGAGUGGAGAGGAAAGGGAAAUAAUUAGGGACCCUCGGUAGAUGAGUGGUCCCUCCCCCUGUUUGGCCCCUCACACACUUCCAGUGUCUGGGUUUCUGCCUCUCUCCCUCUCUUCCUUCACUCCAUCUCUCCCAAGGUCUCUGAAAGACCAAGGUCAAGACAGCCUUUGUGGCGAAAACAGUCAUGACCAUGUAUUUACUGAUCUAAGCAGAAUAAGAUUUUGCACGUCACUUUCAGUUGCCUGUAUUUUCUGCCCAAAGUGUGUUACCCUACGACUGAGACGUACUCUCUUUUUCUAAUAUUUUGGUAAAGUGUGCAUCAUGAAAAUACCUAGAAAAUUUCAAAGUGUUUAGGAAUUCCUGGCAGCCAAGUAGACCACACGCAUCAUCAGAUUUCUCCUUGCCAUGAGGACAUAGGUUUGAUGGAGGGCCAGCGUCUCGCCUAGCUCUUGCCUCUCCUGAUUAGCUUCUAAAAAUGCUUAGGCUGCUUCCUUACACCAUGUUGCCAUCUCUCCCCUUAUGAUUAUUUUCUAGCCUCCUCCAUCAGUAUACAACUAGGGCACUUUCUACUAUCUUUACGCUAUGUAAUGACCAAGGCAGAUGCUAACCUAUAUAAUGGCUCAGAUUAAAUUAUUUUCAAACAUGACAGAAUAUUAACAUAAUUCAAAAGCACCUUUAAAUGGAAACUUCUUGGUACAGUGUCACCAGGCUUUUAGUUCUUGUUUCAAGGUUUAUACAGAGCCCGUUGAGACCAUCAAGUAGCCUUCACUGUAAGAACGUAAUGCAAUUAUAUGACAGAGAUCCCUGACUUUCCCCAAAUACAUCACAGGGAUGCUUCUGCAAGAAGGUUUUCUUUCUCAGAAAAGAAAAUCCAUUUGUGUCCGCCCUAUCAGACUAAGCAGAGUGAAGACCUUAGUUUGGAGCCGGUAACAAUUGCAAGAGGUUACAGAUGACAGGGAGGAGGUGACAUUUGUUGAAUGCCACCGUGACCAGAGACCUGAACCUACAUUACCCUUUAGCUCUCACGAUAACCUUGUCAAACAGGUUCUGUUUUCCUCAUUUUUUUCAGAUGAGGACACAGACCCAGAGAGGUUAAGAUAUUUGCCCAAGAUCACCAGUAAAUGGCAACGUUGGUUGCAAAAGAGGUGUUCCUGAAUUCAAAGGCCAUGCUGUGUCUACAAUACAAUGCUCUAAGGACACAGAGUGAAUACAUGAGUGUUGCCAGGAAUUAAACAGUGAAAAUGAGUUGAAAGUAUUUAAUCGAUGUCCCAUAUCUGCAAUCCUAGGAGGAUUUUUUCAAAUAGGGUUUUAAAAACGUGUUCGUUCAUAGAAAGAUCAUACAUAAUUUAAUGUUUUGGGGUGUUUGAAAAUAAAAUAAGGUCUGAACUUUAGUCUUAAAGCAGACCCUCAGUGGUAAUUUAGAAAACUUGCCAAAUUAGCCAGAAGUGAUGGAAUAUUACUAUUCGGGGCCAGCUGUUCUGCAGGUGUGCAUGGCAGUCUGUGUCCGGAAGGACACGCACGAUUGGUAAAUUUUUCUCAAUUACCGUUUAAUCACUCAGAAUCAAGUGCCCUGUAGCCAACAGUGCCUCUCUACUUGCUUCCCUGGGAAGUAGAUGGUAGUAAAAGUCAUCAUCAAAGUUUGAGAAUAUGCAGAAUCCGUUCUAACCAGUUUUCCACUGCACUCUCUGAAAAGGAAGCGACAGGUAGGACAAGAUUGUUUAAAGAUCCAGGUACUGAGGGCAUCAGGUCAAUAUCCACCAUGUGCCAUAUGCCUCAAUAUUUCUACAUACUCUGCAGACAAGGAAACAGACGUAAGGAAAAUCCAACAUAUGACAUUAAGCGGGUGACAGAACUUGGAUAUGCAUGGGUACCACUUAGGUGAUCCUGGUGACAUUUAGUGUGGCCUUAGAAAAAGCAAGAGACUCUCUUUAAGCACUUUUUAUUGGAAAUAGGAGCUUGUUAUGGGGCAAGAUUUAAUGAAAUCAGUAAAGAACUCAUAAUUAUGCUUCAUCAAAAAAAAAACUAUGUUCAUUCAUAGUGGAACAAUCUAGAAAAUUGUCUCUCUCCUUUUAUGAGAUCCUCUUCCUCUGCUUAUAAUGUUUAUAUUUGAUGUGGAAGUAACUAAAAUUUUAAUACAGAGUUUUGGACUAGAACACCAUUUAGAUUUCCAAAAUACAAUCAUUGCUUCAGGGAAAACAGACCAAAAAAAAAAAUUAUCCCGGGGGAUAAUUUAUGAGAAGCUCAGUUGAGAACAAUAUUCAAUUUCCUUGUAAACAAUGGCACCUCUUACUAAUUGAGGAAAAUGCAAUACAAUACCACUAGCACCAUAUAAAACCUUUCCCCUGUAUCUUUGUGUAAUAAUGCCUGAGGGUUCCAGGGAGGAGAGACUGGCUGACCAUCUUAGUAACAAAGUUACAGUCAGCUACUGGUGCAUCCCAUCCAGGUAUGGUCCUUCCAGCUUGUCAACCACCAAGAAUUGCUGCGUAUGAUUAGUUCCUAUCCUAAAGUUUUUAGUGGUUGUUGUCUAGUAUCUUUUGACUUUGCUCUUAGGUGGUUCUCAAACUUUGGCACACAUCAGGAUCACCUGGAGGGCUUGUUAAAACCCAGGUCGUUGGGCCCAUGCCCACGGUUUCAGAUUCAGUAGGUCUGGAAAUUUCCAUUUCUAGUAAGUCCCCAGGUGAGGUCAGUGCUGCUGGUCUGGGGACCACAUUUUGAGAACUGGCUUGAAAAAAUUU
Prionailurus viverrinus (fishing cat) is the source of this 11841-nucleotide messenger RNA. RefSeq names its product ARFGEF family member 3 (gene ARFGEF3). Gene Ontology annotation, biological process: regulation of ARF protein signal transduction. The transcript has 34 exons. Gene Ontology annotation, molecular function: guanyl-nucleotide exchange factor activity. NCBI's taxonomy places the organism in Eukaryota, Metazoa, Chordata, Mammalia, Carnivora, Felidae. Bases 153 to 6695 code for a protein of 2180 amino acids. The record is from RefSeq and is a predicted model, not a curated record.